CAUGUACAUGGUAGCUCGGGAACGUCGUGCGUCGCGUCUUUUUCCGCGGUUUAAGCGAUGGCCCGCCAUUUUAUUCUCGAAAGUUGCCUGCACUACAUCGUCGGCAAGAUCAUCGGAACGCUGAACUUUUCCUGGUAACCUUAUUAAUCGUGAAAAAAACGCACAUUAUUUAACGUUCGUACGUCGGGUCACACAGCCAGUGUCUUCCACGGCUUGUUUUGUUUGUGCCACAGAGUUCUACGACUAAUGUAUGAUGAACCCAUCGCAUGUACCACCUGUAGCAGCGCCCAUGGAUGUGUGGCUGAGAUGAAUCCCUCCCAAGUACCAUCUCUAUCAGUAUCAGCGCCCCAAGGAAGUGAAAGUAUCAAAGUGAGAGCAAUGCAGAAAAAAAAGAGGAGGAAGUAUCUGACAACUCCAGGGCAAAGGAAGAGGAAGAUGAAGCACGUAACAAAUAUGCGGGAGCGACGCAGAAACUUGCAAUUCUCCCUCACAACAAAAAAUCCAUCAAUUCACAUCGCAUCACCUGAGGAUGAAGCACAUCUCAAUCAAACAGAGGGGUCUGGCCCAAGCACCGAACCAAUCCACCAUGCAAACCACAUUGCAUCACAGGAGGCUGCACCUGAGGAUGCAGCACAUCUUAUUCAAUCAGAGAAAAUCAUCGUGACUGACAGUUCAGUUGCAAGCUGCCAUCGUGCAACAGAAGGGCCGGUGAACAUGGUUUCCAUUUUGAAACCACAAGCAGCAGGCGUCUCUGCCGAGCCUCUCAUCAACCUAAUCUGUGCAGACGAAGAGCUGUCUGAGAGUCAGCAAAAGGUCUACGCAGAAUGGGAUAAACAAGUGAAGGAGUACGAUGACCUUAUGAAGAAGCACAAAGAGGAAGAAGAAAAAUACCAGAAAGCUGUCAAAGCUGUUGACACUAGAGUCGGCUUGAAGGAUUCCGAGCACCAAGUUGCAAACGGUCCCACCAAGUUUCUGAGAGCAGUACCUACUUCAACCUCCACAGUGUCUAAUCAAAGUAAAUCGGUUGUGAAUAACAGCUUCCGCGGAAGAGUUAUACCAAGUGUAUCAACGGUUCCGAAUCCAUUACUUCAGAGGACCAACACUCUCCAGACUGCAAGAACCCCUGUGAAUGGAAGGCAACAGCUAGCAUAUGGGGGAAACCAACUCACAGGUAGACAGCAGAUCACAACAACAACAUCAUCUGGGAUCAAGAUGACGUUGAGUGCAUCACAGCAAACAAACAGACUGCCAGGUGUCAUGCGUCCAGGUUCAUAUGUGAUACAUAAUGGCAUUGCUCAAGCAACAACCAAAGUUGUUCAACCUGGGGUGACUGUGAAUAAUCAGCAGCGGGUUGUUAACAUUCCUACCGAUAGCCUCCAAACUUACAUGAAACAGUCAAUUCAGAAUGUUUCAGCUCCUAUUCAACGUCAACCUGCCACACAGAAUGUCUCAAGAGGGGUCAAAAGACCAGCUGAAGUCACUCUCACUGCUCUGACUGCUGAAACCAAACGCCCAAAGCGACAGUGGAUUCCAAGGAUCUACUUGUAUUAUCCUAUGAAGAAAGGAAACUUGGUGCAAACUGAGGAUGCUUCAAAGCGCUUCAAGAUCAAGUGUUUCCAUUGCGAGGAAACUAUGGCUAGCAAUGUGCAGUAUGCUACACAUGUCAAGAAGAUUGCAGAGAACUUGUGGGCAAACAAGACAUCGCUUGCUUCUAUGGUUGUGUGCCCCAAGUGCUUCAAACGUUUCCGUACCCCAUUUGAAAUGCAGGAACACCUUGAACGCUCUCACAUGAAGGGAUCAAUGUACCAAUGUUUCACUUGUGACCUGUCCUUCAGUAACAUUUCCAUGCUGCUGAAGCAUAUGAACAUGUUCCAUAGUGUUGCACAGAUGCCUUUUUGCUGCCGCAUCUGUCAGUACCGUACCUCUGCCUACGCUGAUAUAAUUGAGCACUUCUCUCUGAAACAUGAAGGAUACAAGGCUCUCAUGUGUCCGUACUGCCUGAAGAUGCUCCGUUGUAGCAAGACUUUUCUCCAACAUUGUCAGAGACACAUCCAGUUGGCAAUGCGAGCAACAGGUUCCGGCGUAUAUCCUUGCAAGAAUUGUAAGCUGUCCUUUUUGUCAACGAUUGAACGCAACGAGCAUCUAGAUAAAGAUCACAGGAAGUAUGAUUAUAAAGACAGAGACGGGGUGCCAAGGUAUGUGCGUGAUACUCUGAAAUCUCUUGAGAUCAUGGCUUCUGCUGGAGUCACCAACUUACCACCAACACAUACAAUCAGUCCAAAGAAAGUUGAAAUCAAGUAUGGCUUCACUCAGCAGGCUUCACUCAACAAGAAACUAGCUUGUAUGGAGUGUGGUCUUCUCUUUCCAAUUUUGGCAGUCAUUUUACAAUCCAGCUGCGUUGUGACAAGUGUCCCUAUUCGUCGUACUGCCCCAGAUCUGUCAGCAACCACAUGAUUCUCUUCCACAAGAUAGGUCGGGAUCCACCCAAACUUGGUAUAGUUUCUAAAAAGAAGAAUCACGAUGGCACAAUCACCCUGACAUGUAAAACCUGCAACUACCAAACCAAAGCUCCUACUCAUAUGGCGCACCAUCGUGCUAAGAAGUGUGUCAAGAGAACGCCUAUGGAGUGGAUAUCCUACCUAAAUGUACCCAACACCAAGAAGAAUGAAAGGGGCGGUUCUAAGCUGGUAGAUGUGAUUGUUCUGGACUCUGAUGAGGACUGAUAAUUGGUCAGGUACACUGUACAGUUUGUUCUUGUGGGUUGACCUCUACAGGAUGCUACAUGAUGCUGCUAGGUCGGUCUACAUGUAACCUACAGAUCAGGGGCCGGUUUCACAAAGCCUUUUUUCAAUGACAAAUGAAAAAUAUCAGUGACAAAUCUGCUGAUAACCAAUCAGAAGCAAGGAUUUCAGUAGCUUAUAACAAAAACUGUCAUUUGUCACUGAUGACAAGUUUUGUGAAACGCCCUCCUGUGUUAUUGAUAUGGCAAAGUAGCCUGUCACAGGUUUUGUCUCCUAAUUGCCCAUGUUCUUAUAUAUUCCAUUCAUAAAUUGCAAAGGAUUGAACACAUCCCUAGGUAAAUUCAGUUAUCAAAACUUAUCUCUUUUUCGUUCACUUUGAAAUAGUAUGGUAAUUAUCAUGGUACAUGUAUGUGCAACACAUGACAUCUUCUUGGUGAAAUUCUGUAAAGAAUGUUUGUUUUCAUUUGCUCAUCAGCGAGUCUUUAUACACAUGAUUUGUUUCAGGAUUGGGUAUACAGUGUAUGUCUGGGAUUGGUAUUGAAAAUUGAUGUUGUGUUGACGGCAAUAAUAGUUUCUCAGGCAUUGAAUUCUUUUAAAUAAUUAUAAUUAUUAUUAUUAAGUAUUUUGGUGUCACCUGUGCCUGGGAGGAAAAAAAGUGAACUGAAUCACUGACCCUCUGUCUCUCCAAAUAUAAAUGAUUGGGGUUGUGCGGGUGGACCACUACACUGGGGUUUCCCCCUACUCUUAUUCAAAUAGUGCAGUGGGUUCUUAAUGUGGAAAGGUAGUGACUCUCCUCUACAUGGAGCCUCUCUUUAAUGUCCUAUCCGAGGGACAGAGUGUUACAUAAAUUAACAUAGCAUGUGUCUUUGAAAUAGGGGAGGGGCACAUUUACACACAACACAGGCUGCAGUCAUUUACCUGGUUUAGACCUGAACCGAUGACUUUUUGUUCAACAUGGAGGCGCUUUUACUGACUGAGCUAACUUGCUUCCUUUGAGUUUUGUAUACUUAUGCCUUAUCCUCAAUGUUAAAGAAAUGUGAAAUUACAUUUCAUUAUAAAAUGCUAGACAUUAUUAUGGCUAACCUCUCAAUAGCUUAGAUCAUGCAAAUAUUUUAGAAUUUGCUAUUUCCUAUGCUUUUCUUUGUGGUGUGGAAGUGUAUAUGGAAUGGGGUAGGGGAAAUAAAUAAAGAAAACUAAUAGGUAAUUGAACAAGGUACAUUUUAGCUAAAGCUAUUAAAGUUAAAAAGUGCUACCAGCGAGUCAGAGACUUGACAUUUUCUUUUUUUGGUUCAUCGUAUUAGCUUGUUCCAUCAUUUGAGUUAUUUUGAGAUAUACAUUGAGAGCUAGGGUAUGCAUUUGCUGUAUUAUUUAAGGUUAUCUUGCUUAAGGGAGUACUGUAUUGUUGGCACAAAAAUUCUAGAAUCCAAGGUCUUGGACAUGUAUUUAUAAAAUUUGGUAAAAGUAUGAUUUAUCAUA
Molecule: messenger RNA, 4217 nt
Organism: Strongylocentrotus purpuratus (purple sea urchin)
Lineage: Eukaryota; Metazoa; Echinodermata; Echinoidea; Camarodonta; Strongylocentrotidae
Product: zinc finger protein 280B-like
Biological process (GO): regulation of transcription by RNA polymerase II
Cellular component (GO): chromosome
Molecular function (GO): chromatin insulator sequence binding
Source: RefSeq, a predicted model, not a curated record